UUAUUUGAUAGUGGCUUGGUGGUUGAAGACAUUUACGCCACUGCAAGCAUUUUUUUAGGAACAUCAAUAGUGCUCUAAGAAGCUUAUCUCUGUUUGAUAAUUCGACUAAACAAAACUGUUUUGCAGAGAACUCAACGACAAACUUCCUAGGAAUAUCUACACCCUGAGUUUCACUCAAAAAUAUUUCUUCUUUUUUUAUAAGAUUGUAAAAUUCAUUCUGCUUAUGCUUAUAUACAAAAGAAAAUCUCCAAUUAUAGAUGAUGAACAAGAAAAAGGAGAUGGAAAUUCGAGAAAAUGUCGUCACAAAUUCAAGUACCAGAAAGAGCAUCGGAAACAAGCGCUCCAGAAGUAGUAAUCCAGUAAAUGUGGAUCGCUUGACAAGAAAGCGUGCACGAGUGGAGGAACAUGUAUCGACUCAAUCGACUUCAGGGACAGGUGGUAGAUAUUCGGUUGAUUUGGGUAACCUCCAACGCAAUCGAAGGAACGAGAUUGGGAGGAAGAAAUCCCGCAAAGGUAAAGAACUUGCCGGUUCUUCAUCUCAAAGCCGAGAUGAUUUUGAAACGGGUUACCAAAGGCGAGAUGGAGAUGCGAUGUCCGAAGAACAACUCCAACAAGAAUUGGCCCGACAUAAUAACCGCUUUCUACAACAACAAAUGUCGACGACCAUUGACGAAGAGGAGCUUGAGGAUGAAGAUGCGGAGGAAUUGGAACCGGAGACGGCCGAGGAGGAGGGUGCCGGCAGCCAUGACGCCGACGCGCCUGCCUCAUCCCAAACCGCCACCGGUAAUAAAAAAAGUAAGUCUGAACUAAUGAAAAAUAAUUUUGAUAAAUGGAAGGACCCACAAACCGGCUAUUGGCACGCAACUUGCAAGUGGUGCAACAACAAUUAUAGUUUGGGAACCUCCGGCGGAUACGGAUCCGCCGCAAGGCAUCUUAAGGCAAAGCACCCCGUGGAGUAUGCAAAAUUAGGCGGCGGAACGGGGAAGCAAACUCAAAUAUCGAGGUUUGCGAAUUCUCAACCUUUUGGUAAUUUCUCCUACAAUGAUGCACAAAAUUUGACUGGUAUGACUAACUUAAUUUGUGAAGAAAAUUUGCCUUAUUUGUUUUCUGAAAGUCUUGCUUUAAGAGAUUAUGCACAAGGUAGUUUAAAUCCUCAAUUUAGAAAUUAUAGUCGCAAAACUGUUAAGAAAGAAAUAAUAAGGCUUUAUAAUGCGGAAAAGGAAAGGUUACAAUUUUUUUUUGCAAACUUUGAUGGGCGUGUUACUAUUUGUUCUGACAUAUGGGAGGAUGAUUUUCAUCAUUUAUAUUAUUUGGGUCUGACUGCACAUUAUAUUGAUGAGGAUUGGAAUAUGCAUAAACGUGUUCUUGCUUUUCGUGAAUUUAAUGAUCGUCACACCGUUGAACAUAUUUAUAUUUUGAUUGAGCGUAUUUUAAUUGAGUAUAAUUUGAUUGAUAAGGUGUUUGCUAUUGGUUUCGAUAAUGCUACUAAUAAUACUGCUGCUAUACCUAGAUUGCGUGAGUUGUGUGGUGCCAAUUCUUUGAUGGGUAGAUUUUUUCAUCAACGCUGUGCAUGCCAUGUUAUAAAUUUAUGUGUGCAAGACGGUUUAAAAGCGUUAGGAGAUUCCAUGGAGGUAAUAAAGGGGGGGAUUAGACGUAUUUGGGGUAAUGGUCAUGAUGGAUAGUCUACCCGGGGGGUAUCUUAUCCGAGGGGUUAUUGCGGGAAUAACUAGAGAGAAGUCAGAGCAAAAUAGGAGGAGAGAGAGUCGAUUUAUUAAAUGAACUCAGCGUGGUUUACAAGGAGAAUAAGGGCUGCUAUUUAUAGCAGCAAUAAAUGUGAUGAGAGUACGCGUGUGAGUAAUCCAACGGCCGAGGGGUCACAUCAAUCGGGGUGGCACCGACCAUCGCACGUUCCCCACAUUAAAUGCGGUGGGUGGAUGUGACGUCGCAUUAAAUGCGGUGGUUGGCUGUCUCCAAAGGGAAUCUUCGAUGAUUGAGUCCGUUUAGCCGAAGGCUCCUCGCGUAGCCGAGGGCUUUGUGUGGACGAAGGCAUUGUGUGGCCGAAGGCUUCAUGUAUGGCCGAGGGCUUCAUGUAUGGCCGAGGGCUUCAUGUAUGGCCGAAGGCUUCAUGUAUGGCCGAAGGCUUCAUGUAUGGUCGAAGGCUUCAUGUAUGGCUGAAGGCUUGAUGUAUGGCCGAAGGCUUGAUGUAUGGCCGAAGGCUUUAUGUAUGGCCGAAGGCUCCAUGUGUGGCCGAAGGCUCCAUGUAUGGCCGAAGGCUCCCUGUGUGGCCGAAGGCUUCAUGUAUGGCCGAAGGCUCCCUGUGUGGCCGAAGGCUUCAUGUAUGGCCGAAGGCUUCAUGUAUGGCUGAAGGCUCCCUGUGUAGCCGAAGGCUUGGCUCAGCCGAGGGCUUCCCCUGGUGCCGAGGGCUCCACAGUGCCGAAGGCUCCUGUUUUCUGUCGUUUUCUCCCAGUAGCUUCGCAUGGUCAAAUAUGGCGGUUCUGUGAGUUUUAGAGCCUUCGGCCAAGGAGGCCGAAGGCAUCCCUGUGUGUACUGUGGGCUUCUUGACGCUUGGGCCGCCGAAUCUUGGGCCUCCUGAGCUCCUUGGGCUUGUUGGGCUUGUGAUAGAUUAGUAGGAGUCUGUGGGCCGGGGGUUCCCGGGCCAUAUACUCCAUCAGGUCAACUUAGAUUAAAAUGGCAAAGUUAUUUGACUGAAAGAGGUGUGAGAUAUGUUGCUUUUCCUAAAGAUUUGAGUAUUCGUUGGAAUAGUACUUAUAAAUUACUUAAAGUUGUUCUUAGAUAUAAAGAACAUUUUCCUGCUUUUUUAAAAGAACAUGAUAACUAUAUUAUAAACGCGGCUGAGAUCGACACUUGCGAAAAAAUUUGUAAUGUUUUGAUAUAUUUUUUUAAUGCUACUAAAACUUUUAGUCAUGUUUAUAAACCUACCGCAAACCAAUUUAUUCCACAAGCUGUUAAUCUCGCCGAUGCUUUUAAAGAAUUUCAGAAUGCCGUUUUCGUUCAUUAUUUUUGUGAUCAUAUGAAGGAAAAGUUUUUAAAAUAUUAUGCGCAUAUUCCCCAUAUUUAUGAUAUUGCAUUUAUUCUCGAUCCUCGGUAUAAACUUGCUAAUUUGGAAGAUUGUUUCAACUUCUAUUAUCUUGCAUUUUUCGGUGAAUUUCCAAUGUAUGACGAUAACCCCAUAGAUCCGAAAACGGAAUACAACGAGGUUAGUACUUUAUUCUAUGCCUUAUUUAAUGAGUUUCGUGCACAAUAUAGCAACGCUCCCCCUCCCCCGUCACAAACAUCUUCAUCUAAAGGAAAAUCGAUUUUUAAAUCUGCAUUUGGCAAUCUUAUGAAAAAAACUAAAACAACUCACGUCACUGAACAAAGCGCAUUGAAUGAGAUUACUUUGUAUUUAACAUAUGAAGUUGAUUUUGAAGAAAAUGAUGACUUUGACGUUCUAGACUGGUGGAAGUCAAAAGAAAGAACGUUCCCGAUUUUAGCAUGGAUGGCUAAGCAAGUACUAUCAAUGCCGGUUUCGACAGUUGCUGUGGAACAAGAAUUUAGUUCGGCCGGCAACGUCCUAACGGCAUCUAGAUCGAGAUUGAGCGCGGAGUCUCUUGAGACGCUUAUAUGCUACCACGAUUGGUUGAAGGCCGCACGUAGAACUCAAGAAUUGAGCAUCACCCCCUCCCAAGAUUUUAUGGAUGACUCAACAACCGAUGGUGGCUCUACCUAUGCCGGAGAUUCCGAUUGAUUAGUAUUUUAGAAUUUAUUAUAAAAUGUAUUUUAUAGCACUUGUCAAAUUUAUUUAUACUUGUACUUCAUAUUUCAAAAUGGUAAACUUGUACUUCAUAUUUCAAAAUUGUGUAGUUGUACUUCAAAUUAAUUUGUAAACUUGUACUUCAUAUUUCAAAUAAAUAUGUGUUCACUUU
This is a messenger RNA of Cuscuta epithymum, 3926 nucleotides long. NCBI's taxonomy places the organism in Eukaryota, Viridiplantae, Streptophyta, Magnoliopsida, Solanales, Convolvulaceae. The record is from the annotation of a GenBank genome assembly.